This is a messenger RNA of Labrus bergylta (ballan wrasse), 2447 nucleotides long. RefSeq names its product 5-hydroxytryptamine (serotonin) receptor 1Fa (gene htr1fa). Gene Ontology annotation, molecular function: neurotransmitter receptor activity; G protein-coupled serotonin receptor activity. Gene Ontology annotation, biological process: chemical synaptic transmission; adenylate cyclase-inhibiting serotonin receptor signaling pathway; G protein-coupled receptor signaling pathway, coupled to cyclic nucleotide second messenger. The record is from RefSeq and is a predicted model, not a curated record. NCBI's taxonomy places the organism in Eukaryota, Metazoa, Chordata, Actinopteri, Labriformes, Labridae. Gene Ontology annotation, cellular component: plasma membrane; dendrite.
CAGUAAACGGGUGUCGGCGUGAACGUCGCUAAGCUCUGAAUGGACACUAAUAGGAAAUGUAAUAUUCUUCUGCCACUGCCUGCUCUCUGCUCUCAUUUAAUCUCCGCAACGGAAGCCGGGUGCUGAGUGAACGACAGAGGUGAUGUGAUGGAAAAGCUAGCGGGCGGGAUGGAUCAGAGCAGACAAUCUGCUGCACACUGAACCAACUGGAUGCCACAGCCUAGUUUUUAGACAGAAUGGAUUUCCUCAAUUACACAGAGGGGGUGUUUGCCACUAACACUAGUGGUAAUGACUCACUGGAGACCACUAAACUUCCUACAAGUAAAGUCCUGCUCACAGUGACUCUUUCUAUUGUGGCCAUCCUGACUACAUUCUUCAACUGCCUGGUGAUCACAGCCAUCGCCGUCACACGCAAGCUGCACCACCCGGCCAACUACCUCAUCUGCUCUUUAGCUGUGACCGACCUGCUGGUGGCUGUGCUGGUCAUGCCCUUCAGUAUCAUGUAUAUCCAGAUGGAGACCUGGAUCAUGGGCAAGGUCGUGUGCACCAUCUGGUUAAGUGUGGAUAUCACCUGUUGCACAUGUUCCAUCCUUCAUCUCGCUGCGAUCGCCAUUGACCGCUACAGGGCCAUCACCGAUGCAGUGGAGUACUCUCGGAAGCGCACAGGGGCCAGAGCUGGAGCGAUGGUGGCGGUGGUGUGGCUUUUGUCCAUCCUUGUCUCGCUUCCUCCUUUACUGUGGCGGCAUUUCAGCGAGGAAGGAGACCUGGAAGACCAGUGCAUCAUCAUCCACCAUCACCUGGCCUUCACCUUGUACUCCACCUUCGGGGCAUUUUACAUCCCCCUUCUGCUCAUCCUCAUCCUCUACUACAAAAUCUACAAGGCUGCUCAGACCCUUUAUAUGCGCAGGGAGGCCAGCAGGGCGAGCCGUCACUCAUGUAUGACCAACGGGAGCAUGAUUCCGUCGUCGUUCACUGCGGGAGAUGGGGACAUCGACGGGGGACCUCGAAGUCCGGACCCCAUAAGCCCACCGGAGAAAUCGUUCUCUGAACCCUCAACUGAGGAACCUCCGCGUGAAAAGGUGCGGGCGUCAGUGAAGGCUUUCAAGCGCAAGACUCGCCGGCCUGAGUCACGCAGCGAGUCACGUCGGAGUCAGCUGUACCAAGGGCCGAGGAUCUCAGGCUCACGGGAGCGUAAAGCAGCAUCCACGUUGGGUUUGAUAAUAGGAGCCUUUGUCAUCUGUUGGUUGCCGUUUUUUGUCAAGGAGGUGAUCGUCAACACCUGCGGCUCUUGCAGCACUUCAGUGGAGAUGGCUGACUUUCUGACAUGGUUGGGCUACCUCAACUCACUGAUCAACCCUCUGAUCUACACCAUAUUCAACGAGGACUUCAAAAAAGCCUUCCAAAGACUUGUUAGGUGCAGUAAUUACCUCUGAUGGCUACGAUCAGAGAUGAUCAUACAGAACACAAUCACACAUGUGUAACUCGGAAGAAACAAACUAAAGGGCAGAGAUUACUAUCUGAAUUCUGAGGCAAUGUGUGUGAGAGAGAAGAAACUCAAAAAGGAUUCAGAACCCAUUUCCAGUCACUCCACCAGGUCAACAGCCUACAUUACACCAGCUCCGCAGAGUCGAAAUCCAGGCCCUGCUAUUAGCCUGAGAUCUCCCUGAUGUUAAUUGAUGUGUUUUUGAGGGGACACUGACAUGUUGUUGUUGUUUUUUUUUUUAGAAAAUAGGCCAUUACUGACCUUUCCAGCCCAAUUUAAAGGGUCUUGAAAUAGCUCACCAUCAUGUCUGUUCCAUCUAAUGACCUCCUUUCUAUCUAGUCCACACUGCUAGCUGAAUUACAGAAUAUGUAUAAAAAACACAGCACCCCAAGAUUUACAGACAAUGUUUUGUAAUCUAGGACCAAAUUUCCAUUUUUAACAAAUUCUGAAUAAAAAAUGGGAAAGAUGUGGAUCAAAAUACACAUUUCUGCUAGUUUCAGCUUUCAAUGUAAAAGUUUGACAUUUGGAGAAACCUUUAGCUAUAAGGGGAAAAGGUUCUAUGACACUGCCACUUUAACUGAUGUUUUUGCACAACCUGUUAUGUUUACGUUUAGGUUUUUUUUCUUACGAUAUUUAAUUAUUUAUCUAUUUUGGAGCCAUUACAGCCCAUUCCAUUUCACUUCAAUGCGAUAGCCAACAUUAGGUUAAUGAAUGUGAAAACCACUGGUGGAGAAAUCCUCAUUUCAUUAAUCCCACUCAGUACUUGAAAUAGAACGACUAUUCCUUUACUGCCUCCAAGAGGGCACACGAAAUGUUGAUGGAAAUGUUGUGGAUGAGUCAAGUGUGAGGGUGUACUGUAUCCCAGAGAGAUAAUUCAAUGUGUGUAAUAUACAUACAUCACUGACAGUAUGACCAGUAUUUGUAUACUGUUUCUUUCUUUGUCUCUCACUGUCUCAAUAAUCAA